AUGCUGGAGAUCCAGGAUACCCUGGAGCAAUCCAAUCCAUUUAAUCCAUUCAUCCUGUUGUACAAGCAAGCUUAUCAGAUCAUCAUGGAAAAGCCUGAAGCAGAAUGUGCCAACAUAACAGCCCAUAUAGCUUUUGACCAAACUCUGGACCAAAGUCGUUAUAAUCUUCCUACUGCAGAUGAAGUUGCUGCUGUUAUCCCUGGAGAUGGAGAACACAAUGUUGUUGAGGACUGUGAUAUUGUUUUGCAGCUGAAGCAAUUUGAUCAUGGUGGUGGUCUCAAGCAUAUCAGCUAUUUGUACCCCCUUUAUUCACCUCUGCAUUAUGUCCUCCUAUUUUUCUUUGGAGAAUAA
Serpula lacrymans var. lacrymans S7.9 is the source of this 351-nucleotide messenger RNA. RefSeq lists its product as uncharacterized. The transcript has a single exon. The record is from RefSeq and is a predicted model, not a curated record. Bases 1 to 351 code for a protein of 116 amino acids. NCBI's taxonomy places the organism in Eukaryota, Fungi, Basidiomycota, Agaricomycetes, Boletales, Serpulaceae.